This is a messenger RNA of Lucilia sericata (common green bottle fly), 742 nucleotides long. Its product is annotated as C-type lectin 37Db-like. Gene Ontology annotation, molecular function: carbohydrate binding. The transcript is spliced from 3 exons. Bases 111 to 665 code for a protein of 184 amino acids. Lineage: Eukaryota; Metazoa; Arthropoda; Insecta; Diptera; Calliphoridae. Gene Ontology annotation, biological process: biological process involved in interspecies interaction between organisms. Gene Ontology annotation, cellular component: external side of plasma membrane. The record is from RefSeq and is a predicted model, not a curated record.
UGUAGGUACUUUUGUAGAGACAAUAUUGACAACAAUAAGUAAAAACUUUAUAAAUAGAAACACAAUCUGUAUACUUUCUACUGUGUAAUUUAAGCUCUUAAACUGUACAGAUGUGCUUGCGCAAAAUGUGGCAAAAUAGUUUUAAAAUUUGUGUAAUUAUAGGUCUAAUUUCAAUGGCCGUAGCCACUUACAAGCCUCAAGUGUCGACCACUAUAUUGGAUGGGUUUCCCAAUGACUUAAAUAUUCAACCAUUUGUAAGUGUGGGCAAUAAAUUGUAUCAUUUUGGUCAAAGCAAGGUCACUUGGUAUAAAGCCUUCUUAAUUUGUCGUUCUCUGGGCGGUUUCUUAGCCUCUGUUGAUUCUCAACAAGAACUGGCCGCCUUAUCAGAUUAUAUGAUUGGCAAAUACCCGUUGGAUCGUUGGUGGUGGUUAUCUGGUUCUGAUCUGGAUUCUGAAGGUGAUUUCUACUGGUAUCGUACCGGUGAACGUAUUAGUUAUGCUGACUGGUCUACAGGUCAACCUGAUAAUGCCGGUGGUCAUGAAAAUUGUGUACAUCUGUGGUAUCAAAAUCCGAAAUAUCAAAUGAAUGAUUGGAUGUGUAAUCAGCAGGCCUAUUAUGUUUGUGAAGCUGAUAAGCCGAAAACGAUAGCUAUAAGUGUGUUUUAAGUGAAAUGUGACUGAAGAAAUUUGAAUUUUUAAUAACAUAUUUAGUACAUUAAAAUAUAAAUUAUUAAAGAAAUUUA